Molecule: messenger RNA, 1250 nt
Organism: Erinaceus europaeus (western European hedgehog)
Lineage: Eukaryota; Metazoa; Chordata; Mammalia; Eulipotyphla; Erinaceidae
Product: histone acetyltransferase type B catalytic subunit-like
Exons: 1
Biological process (GO): subtelomeric heterochromatin formation
Cellular component (GO): nucleus
Molecular function (GO): histone binding; histone H4 acetyltransferase activity
Source: RefSeq, a predicted model, not a curated record
CUUGAAACAGUGCAUCGAUACUACAUUGCAUCUCCUUCUGUUCUUGAUAUUACAGCUGAAGAUCCAUCCAAAAUCUAUGUGAAAUUAAGAGACUUUGUACUUGUGCAAUUUUGUCAAGAUCUGCUUUGUUUUUCCCGGGAAAAGUUAAUGCAAGGAUUCAGUGAAGAAAUGCCAACAGAAGCACAGCAGAAGUUCAAAAUUAAUAAGCAACACGCUAGACGGGUUUAUGAGAUCCUUCGACAGCUGGCAACUCACAUGAGUGCCACUGAACAAUACAGGAGCUAUCAGCUGGAUAUUCAAAGAAGACUAAUUAGUCCAUAUAAGAAAAAGCAGAGAGAUCUUACUAAAAUGAGAAAGUGUCUCAGACCAGAAGAACUCACAAACCAGAUGAACCAAAUAGAAAUGAGCACGCAACAAGAGCAGCUGGAGGAGAGCUUUCAGGAACCUGUGGGAGACUACCGGUGUGUCAUCGAGUGCCUCACCCAAGAAUAAAGAUUAUACUGCCCUGUACAGGAAGUUUGUGAGUUUCUGUACACUGCGAUGUGAAAAAUCCAGCAUUGACUUAAGAUUUUAAAAUCUUGUAACAUUUUACUUGCAUUAAAAAUUAUCUAUCUUUAGUUGGAUAUUUUUCUUUUGGGGAGACUGUAUAUUUUAAAAUACUGUCUAAAGUCUAUGAACAUAUAUUACAUUUUAAAAAGAUGAAACUUCUGAAAUAUCACUGCAGUUACUUCCCCUCUUAAACAGUGUAAUAAAUGCUUAGGUGUGGGAAAAAAAAAAAAAAAAGACCACUUGUGAAGCGACUCCCCUGCUGGUGGGGAAGCCAGGGGCUCAAACCAGGAUCCUUAAUCAGGUCCUUGAAGUUUACGCCACCUGCGCUUAGCCUACUGUGCUACCGCCAGACCCCCUUGUGAGGAGUUUACUGAACACAGACCAGCCUCUUCUUUUCCUUGGCCAUGAAGGACACAGGCAGGCAGAAUGCUACACCAGAUGAACACUAGCAGAAGUUGAGGAAGGGGCUGGGGUGAAAGGCCAGGCACACCUAUUCCGCAGAGAAUGAACACUCUAGUUCUGAGGUCUACUGGCCACAGCCAGGAGCCCGAAUGUACAGCCGGAAGGGAACUCCCAGGAGCCUGGUGGCCUUGCAGUGACACCGUCCAUGUCCUCCUCUUCAAGGGAGGUGGCUACUCUAAGGCCAACAGAGCUCAAGGGCUCCCAAACACGGGCAUGUUAGCUCAAAGGGAGGCAAGAUG